Molecule: messenger RNA, 8931 nt
Organism: Equus quagga
Lineage: Eukaryota; Metazoa; Chordata; Mammalia; Perissodactyla; Equidae
Gene: ZCCHC9
Product: zinc finger CCHC-type containing 9
Exons: 6
Coding region: 162-977 (271 amino acids)
Molecular function (GO): nucleic acid binding; zinc ion binding
Source: RefSeq, a predicted model, not a curated record
GCCAGACCCGGCUCGGCCCGCCGGAAGUGACGCGCUCUCAGGGGCGACGUGCUUCCGGUCUCGAAUGCCGCCACCGCCCCUGGGGGAGACGGGCUUCUCUGGCAUGCUAACUCCGCUGCUCUGGAGGAUUCCUGCGUGAUUAAGGUACCUCUGAUGAAACCAUGACCAGGUGGGCACGAGUUACUACCACAAAUAACAAAAGACCUUUGCGUGCAACAUCAUGGGAGGACAUGAAGAAGGGGGCCUUUGAGGGAAAAAGCCAAAAUCUACCAAAGAGUAAACAACUUGAAGGCCAUAGACUGUCCCUUAAAAGUGAUGCGCCCCAAGCAAAACACAAAAAGAACAAAAAGAAGAAGGAGUACUUAAAUGAAGAUGUGAAUGGCUUCAUGGAAUACCUAAGGCAAAACUCACAGAUGGUUCACAAUGGGGAGGUGAUAGCAGCAGACAGUCAGGAAGUAAGGGAAGAAAUUGCAGUUGCUUUAAAGAAAGACAAUCGUCGGGAAGGAAGACGAUUAAAAAGGCAAGCAGCAAAGAAAAAUGCAAUGGUGUGUUUCCAUUGUCGAAAGCCUGGCCAUGGGGUUGCAGAUUGCCCAGCUGCCCUUGAGAAUCACGAUAUGGGCACUGGAAUAUGUUAUCGGUGUGGAUCCACAGAGCACGAAAUAACCAAGUGCAAGGCAAAAGUAGACCCAGCUCUUGGUGAAUUUCCUUUUGCAAAAUGUUUUGUUUGUGGGGAAAUGGGACACCUGUCCAGAUCUUGUCCUGAUAAUCCCAAAGGACUCUAUGCCGAUGGUGGUUGCUGCAGACUCUGUGGCUCUGUGGCACAUUUUCAGAAAGAUUGCCCUGAAAGUCAGAAUUCAGAUCGAACGGUCACAGUUGGUCGCUGGGCAAAAGGAAUGAGUGCAGACCAUGAAGAAAUUUUGGAUGUGCCUAAACCACAGAAACCCAAAACAAAGAUACCUAAAGUUGUUCAUUUCUGAUAAUGAUUAGUGCUAUUGUUAGUUUCCGCCUCAUUGUUAAGCAUUCUGAACUGGGACUUCUUCACAAGUUGGAGCUGGGCUCUCCCGUGGAGGCCCACAGUGUAGAUAUCAGUGUGAUCUGGGGCUUGUCACACAGUUUCCUGAUUCUUUCCAUUGAGGAGUGCUUUUACCACUGUUAGGAGAAAAUCGUGGAAGAAAAGUAUAAGAUGUUUAAACUGGAUUCUCUAAAAGAACAUAUUUUUAACAGAGAGAACUUAGGUAUAACUAAGUGGUUAUAUACCUGAUUGUAACAAUCAUCUUUUUCAUAAAAACAAAAUGAUGCAUUAAUGUGAACCACCCCUAAACAAAGGGUAACUGCUUCGCAUUUAGAAAUGAAUUUUGGGUUAUAUUGUUUUCUUGGUUCAAAGUAUCAAUUUAUUAUUUUAGAAAUUUAUUUAUAAACUACCACAGAAUCUGCUGUACUUUAAAAAUAUUUAAUAAAAAAUUUGGUAUUUACUUAUUUUUUGGAAUACCUAAUUCUGGAUUGAACUAGCCCUUGUCCAUUAAUGUCCAUUAACAAUCCCUUUGGAAACACGAUCUUUUUUCAAUCCUAGAUGAGGUUAAUUUUGCUUAAUUUUUGUUUUAGUUUUGACAUAAAGAAUUACAAAUUAUUGAGGGUAAAAUAGUACCUCAGCUUAGCAGCUCGCUCUUUGCCCUUGAUUUUCAAGCGAGAAAUUCUAGCCAAAAUUCAGUUUAGGUUAUUUAACCAGAAUGAUGGUUCAUAACAGAUUGUAGAUCAAACUGAAUAGCAUUUUGUUCACAUGUCUUAGAUGAGUCAGGGUGAGAGGCAAGUAUCACCCUAAUAGAGUUAGAACACUAAUCAGAGACCCAUUAGCUUCUUUGUUUGAUUUGAUGAAUACAUGCAUGCCUAAUACAUACAUUUCACAGGGCUUAAGGCUCCCAUUGUACUGUAUAACAGAGUGACUGGUGAUUGUGUGUUUCAUUUGGAAUUUUACCUGAUUGGAUACAUUUGUAACUAAAGGAAGCAGCUGUGAUUAGUUACUGAUGUUUCAAAAGCAAAAUAUUUACCAAAUAAGAAACACUGUUCUCUGUUUUAAUGUCUGUGUAACUCAACAGUUCUAAUCUUAAUAGAAGCUCUUUUAUUUUCAGUGAGAGAGAAAAACAUGACAGAAUCCUGCUCAGCAUCCCAGGGCUUAAGGAAGUGAGUGUCAUUUAAAAGGAAUUGCACAAGUCAUGCAGCUGGAAAAAGACAGCAGUGCUGCCUUAGUCAUUUAGUUCAAACACACCCAGAUUUCUCUCAGCUGUCCUCAGGAGCAGAAGGCUCUGCAGACGCGAAGACCUGUCGGCUGCAAGUUAAGUCUAGUGGUUUUUUAUGUCCUUGAUGCAGGGAUGUUAGUGUCCAUUUUGUCUUCCUUGGGUUACUUUGUUUACCUUUUAAUGAUCUAUAAAUUAGUGAAAUCAUGAGAAAUAAAUUGCAGGUGCUGAAUGUAACAUUAGAAAAGUGUAUGGACACUUUGUCAAAGGAGUUCAUGAGAGACAGAAGUUCUGACAUCCUGAGAGAUUAUGUGUUGCUUGAAAGGAACAAUAGGUGUGGUUAUUUCUUAGUGUGAAUGGCAAAAGGCGGCGGCAAACCUUUGAUUUCUCCAUUCAUUAUCUAUUUCCCAAGUACCUGGCUAUGUUCCCGGUACUCUUGAGCACUUGAGAUUGUGGCAGUGAAUGAGACAAACAGGGCCAUGUGCAUUCUGAUGGGACUGAAGAAUGGACAGGAGAUUUAGGAAGGAAAUAUAUUUAAAAAAUGAGUAUAUCAGAAAAAUAAUUACAGAAAGGGAUAUUUUAUUACAUUUUUAAAGUAUUUGGUUGAAUCUCCUAAAACUUAGUCCUUAGCACUCUUUUCCUCCUUCAGUCCUUUGGACGUUCAUCUCUUCUUAUCUUACAAGCUUACUUUCACUUUUCUGUGGCCGACUCCUACAUCUACAGCUAGCCCUACUGUCCCCGGCCUCGGUCCCAUCUUCUCACCUGCCUGCUGGACGUUCCUACUUGGAUGUUCCACUGACACCUUAAACUCAUAAUAGCUUUAAACAAUCUCAUCACUUCUCUUGAAAGAAAAAAAAAGGACUAAUUUCCUUUCUUCUUGUCUCCACUUGUUUCACUACAAUUAUAUUCCAAGCCUAUUGGCUUGAAUCUCAGGUUGCUCUUUUCUUGACAGUCUCCCCUCGAGGCCCCCAGAGUCCACGUUCUCUUGCUUCCUUCAGCUUAUGGAGAGUCUUUCUACAACCGGUCUUAGAGGGAUGAGCAGCUCCUUCCUCAUCCCAAUAAUUUUUGGUUCUCUUACUCUCUCACUUUUCUCCAUAAUUUAUAUCCCCACCUAAUACUAUUUAUUUGUCCUCUCUCCACCAGAUUAUAGGUUAGAUGAGGGCAGGAAUUUUGACUCUUGCUCAUUACUAUAUCCCCAGAAGAGCUCAGCACAUAUGAAGCAUUCAAAUUUGUUGAGUGAAUGAGUGAAUUAAAUGAACAAGUGGUAUAAAGGGAAUUAACAGAGAGAUGAUGCAAGUGACCAGAGAGCUACUUUAGACUGGAUGGGGAAGGCCUCGGAGGGGAAGAUGUUUAAGCUGAAAUCUGAAUGGCAAGAAGGAAUGAGUUAUGAAGAUAAUGGGGAAGAGCAUUUAGGGAGAGGGUAUAGUGAGUCAAAGCCCUUACAGAGGGAAUGGGCUUGCCGUAUUUGAGGGGCUGAAAGGAGAUGUGAUCUUUGGUGACUGGCUUCCUUCACUUAGCAUAAUGUUUUCAAGGUUCAUCCAUAAUAUUCCAUCAUGUAGGUACACAGGGAGUAAGUAAGCCUUGGGUACUUUGACGUGAGGUAAUAGGUAAAUGCAGUUAUGCUGAGGAGGAGCAGGCCUGGUGAAGUUGAAAAACAGCAGAGGCCAAUAUGUUUGGAAAAGAGUGAGGGAAUAACUUGUAGAAGAGCAGACAGUUAACAGGUCACAUGGGCUCUACCAGUUAGGUUCUGCUGCAUGACAAUCACAGAGUCUCAGAAACAUACAAUAAUAAGCAUUUCUUUAGCUCAGGCCUGCCUGUGAGUCAGAUCUAGGCUGGGCUUACCUGGACAGCUCUGCUAAUCUCAGCUGGGCCUGCUCCCAUCUGUAUGAAGUUUGGUCUGGGGUCAGCUGAUCUAAGCUGGGCUCAGAUGAAGCAGCUCUGUUCCACAUGUCUCUCUUCCUUUUCCUGGGACCGGCAGGCUAGCCCCGUCAUGAUUUGCUCAUGACGGUGGCAGGGGUGUAAGAGGAUAAGUGUAUAGGCAAGGUAGACUAGGGCACUCCCUUCUUGGAGGUGUGGAUGGUGGUGAGGGAGUGAGUAUUUCUGAAAAAUAAUCCAGUGUACCACACAAACCCUUAUAGACCAUUAUGAGGCUUUGUCUUUUACUCUGAUAUGCAAAAUUUUUCAUGGGUUUGAGGAGAAAUGUGACAUGAUCUGUUUGCUGGAUUGAGAGUAAAGUGAAGGGAGAAGCAAGAAUAGAAACGGAAGGGUUAUAAGCCAGAUGGUGUUUCAGAUUAAGGUGGUAGUGGUGGAAUUGAUUAGAAGGGGUCAGGUUCUGAUUAUAUUUUUAACACAGAGCAGAUAAGAUUUCCAAAAGGAAGGAGGAUUUAUGGAAGGAAAGGUGGCAGAAUUAAGGGGACUAUUUUGGAAAUGUUAGAUUUGAGAUGGCUAUUAUCUUAGUGGAAAUGUCAAGUGAGUAGUUAGAUCUACAGUGUGGAGUUCAGGAGGGGUUAGGGCUAGAGACAGAUUUGGGAGUUACUGGCAAGUAGAUGGCUUUUAAAACCCAGAGAUUGGGUGGACUCGGUGAGGAAUGGAGAUAGAGGAGAAGAGGCCAAGCACAGAGCCCUAGGUAGUCUCAUAUUUAGAGGUCUGCUGGACGAGAAAGAACCACAAGAGGAGGCUUUAAAAGUGUGAUUGGUGAAGUAGGAGGAAAUCCAAGAGUGUGACAUCAUGGAAGCCAAGAGGAGAAAAUGUGGCAAAAACAAGGAACUAGUCAACUUUGUGGAAGGCUGUUCAAAGGCUAAAUAAAUCAAGAACAGGGCCAUUAGUUUUGGUAAUAUGGAAGACAUAGCUGAGCCUGAUCAGAGAGGUCUUGGUGAGGAGAAGUAGAGGUAGAAGUAUGAUUAGGUGCAUGAAGACCACAUUUAUGGAUAAUUGGAAUAAAGAUGGGGCGGGAAUUAGGAAAUGGCAUCAGGUGAAGUGUUUUGCUUUGUUUUGUUUUAAAAUAAGAUAAUAGUGGCUAUGGAAAUAAUCCACUGGAGGUAAAGAAACUUCUGAAUCAGAGAAAAAAGAGAACUAAAGGAAGGAAGCCUUGGAGAACAUUAGAGAAAUUAUUCUUUGUUGGGGGUAGAGAUAUUUCAUCCUUUAUACUAGGAGGGUACAGCAGAGAUGUGGAAGGCACAUAGAUGGAAAUAUGAGAGGACUCCUGCCUAAUGGUUUAUAUUUUCCUCAAUGAAGUAUUUUCCAAAGUUGGUGAACUGAGGGAUGUUAGGAGACAUGAGAAGUUUGAAGGAAGAGGAGGCAGCGUGAAAUAGCAAACAUACAGGGGAAUGUGGUAGGAUCAUCAGUCCUGAACGUCCUUAUGAAAUUUGCAGUCAUAAAUUUCAAGUGAGUUCAGUCCACAAUUUUCAGGUGCUCAGUGCAGGAGUGAGAUAUUAUGAAUACUUUAAUUUAAUCAUGUGGUAUUGCCAGACAAGUUGAAUGAAAGGAGAGAGGUACAGGUCUACUAUAAUGAUGGACAGUGGAAUCUAAGCCAGGUAAGGAAAGAAGGGAGGACACAGAGAGCGGGGCAUAAGCUGUGAAAAUGAUAGAAAUAUUAUUUUCUAAUCUAUUUUUAAAUGUCCCUAAAAAUGUCACAAAAUGAGGACAUGAAAGAUGGCAUCAGAUGUGUAAUUUUUAUAUGGUAUUUCAUACUUGCCAGUGUAAAAUAAGAAAGGCAUUUGGAAUUUGAUAUUUCUCUGACUUUUGAAUCUGGAGAUGGGUUAAUGUCAAGAAGUGUGAAGGGUCUGAGAACCUUAAUAAACUAGCCUGUUACUGUUGCGUGGAUGUUGGCAGAACACACGAGACUCCUGGUUCAGAGACAACUGUGUUACUCAUGGCACAGCAAGCAGUGUGAUAUCAACAUAUUUGUGUUGCUUCCCUUUUUCCGUAAAUCCUACGAGUGACAUGAUGGGCCUAAAUGGAUGCUGUAAACAAAGUGGGUUUGUGUCACAGCUGAGGAACCCAGGGCCCAGCACUCUUCGAGCAAGUUGCUAACACUGUAGCAAGCAGCAAACAAGUUAGGCCCCUCUGCCCAGAGAAUGAGCAGUUACACUGAAGUCAUUCUGUGAUCACCUUGACCUUCUUAGUUGCCUAGAGCACUAGCUACAGAUAUUGCUCAGAAUCAGGAGCUGGAUGAGUCUUGUAGUCUGGCACACUCAGUAAGAAUGUGCAAGACCAUUCAGGGCCCAUGGUGAACUGCCUGUCCUAAUAGUUACAUUACCUUCAAAUGGGUGGAGCAAAUCAUGAACAAACUUAAUAGUUUUAAUUUUAAUAAUUUAAUCUAAACCAUAAAACUUAUUCCUUAACAUAUACAUUUUCAACAUGUAUUUUCAAGACUGCUCCUAUAAAUAUACCAAUAAAAAUUUCCAAGGUUAUCUCUGAAAUGUGCAAUAUGAAAUAUGAACAAAGCUAUAUGAUAGUACAUAUAAAAAUACUCUGGUUUCUUUUGAUUUUUGUUAAAAUUGUUCAUCACUUCCUAAAGAUGUUUGAGUAUAAGGAUAAGCUAUAUUCCAAACUAUAUAGAUCAAUUUUCACCUUUUUUCCAUAGAUUUCUUUUUUAAAAAAGAUAAUAGAAACAUUGAAUACAGAUCAGAAGCUCAGUUGCAUUAAAACCAGGAAGAAUUAAUAGAGACAAGCCUCCUUUCUUAAUCAAAAAGCUCUCAGUCCUGUUAGAAGCACUUGAAAACUCUCAGCAUCAAGAAAGGCAUGUCUUGAGUGUUCUUUAAGGAUACUUUAACACUCCUAAGGAAAAAUUAAGCAUGACUGCAUUUUUACGUUUCCUCUGUCCUACGUCUCCAGGGAGUUUAGGGUGACAGCUGAUGACCCAGCUUAACUGCUUACCCUUGGAGCAGCUUGCUUAAAGCCUGGCACCAAAGAGAGCAAGGGGAAGCUGUCUUUAAGUCAGUUCUCUUUACUUACCUCUCACUCUAUUCCAGCCUCUCCAGCGUCUCUGCUUUUCCUAGAAGGUGCUAGAAACAUUCUCAUCUCAGAGGCUUUGCCUGGGCUAGUCCUCCUGCAGGAAGCAUGCUAUGUCCAGAGAUCUUCGUAGUUCAAUCCCUCUCUGCCUUCAGAUUUUUGCUCACAUGUCCCUCAGUGAAGCCUACCCUGCUUGACUUUUCCACAUAACACUUAUCUGCUAAAUGUUCUAUAUUAUUUAUUUAUGAUGCUAUCAGUGUGCUUCUGUUCCUUCCUGAACCCACAGUGCCCAGAAGUGUUUAAGGUAAAGUAGGCUCUUAAUAAAUAUUUAUUGAAUGAAUGAAAGAGCAAUCAGACAUACUUCCAUUAAAGAAGGAACUGUAAACCUAAGGGCUGUUGUUGAAUUUACAACAGGAAUGCCUUAGUCCAUUGUGGCAUGGUUCCAAGCAGUAGAUUUUAAACUUUUUGAGAUGCCCUAAUGCAUUGCUGCUUUUUCCAAUGUCACACCCUUUAAAAGUCUCUUUAGUCCAGUAGUCCAAAAGUGAGCACUUCAACCUAGGCCAUGCUGACUGAUCCAAGGAACAGCCAGACAGGUGAGCCCUGUGUCUCUGUUCAGAAGCAUUUCUUUGAGAAAGGGUAGAAGGGACUGUUUGGUACAAAGAUAGAUGAAAAUGGGAAAACCUAAGGACCUGCCUGCAUUAUAAGACUGGGACAAACUCAAUAGACCAGCACCAUGUAAAGAAUCUUCUGUGAUGAGGGAAAUGUUCUAUAUCUACACUGUCCAAUAUGGUAGCCACUUAACCACAUGUACCUAAUAAUACUUAAAUUGGGGCCAGUGUGGCUGAAGAACUGAUUUUUAAAUUUUAAUUAAUUUAAAUGGCCACAUGUGGCUAGUGGCUACCAUACUGGAGAGUGCUGGUACAGAUUAUGCCUGUGUUAUAAAGUAGAGUGGGCAACAUCUUUAUGUCUAAAAGUGAUCCAGCCAAAGUUACUCUGUUUCAUCAACUUCCCAAUGUUUCUGUUACUGUUCAGGAAAAAGUUUCAAAAAAAUAUAAAUUCAGGGCAAAACAUAGGACAGACAGUAGUUGGCAGUGCCUCAAAUGUAGGAGAGGUCUGAAAUUAUAGCAUACAAAAUUUUAGUGUAAUGUAAUCCCUUAACUGCUCAUUUAUUUCCCUUUUUUAAAAUCUAAAAAUAUUCUUAAACGUCUUUCUUUCUACUUCCGAAAUGUAAUGUGUAAUCAUCAUUUUAAUCUACAUAUCCAAUCUUCUUAUUGUAUAUAAAUGUUAAUUCAUAAAAUUGGAGCACAGUCCAAAGUUCAUAUAAAUGAAGACUUGCUGACACAGAAUAAUAAAAAUAAUUGCAACCAGACCUAGACUGGGUGGGUGGAUGGGGAGGUGGCAUAAGCAGGGGGAGCAGAGAUAACAGCAGGAUGCAUCCAACCCCUCUGCUCUCCACUCUAACGGAGAAGUCCUCCGACUUUUAGAUGUCGUCCUGUAGAGGAGGCUAACUUGACAUAUGUUGGUUUGUCUUAGGAGAUUAGACAAAUCACUGACAGAGUAGAAUAAUAAAUGUUGAAGUCUAGGGAAUAGAAAGUGCUAAUGUAAUAGUUAUGAAAGAAGAGCUCAGUUAAUAUUCUCUUUCUCUGCAAUAUCACAUUUUGCAGGUACUUUGUAUGUGUAUAUAGGGCAAUAGAUACUAAAUUGGUCAGCCACCUUGACUAUAUGUUAAAUGACACUAAUAAAGUAG